CAGAAUAUUGAGCAGGGUCUUUUAUUAACCAACACGGAGAAGUUCUUGUGGUGUAAAAACAAGAGCCAACAGUACACACAAGGUCAAGUUGUGUACAGUGACCUCUGUUCACGAGUUGUGCCUGUUUGUGGAUUUUUACUUCCUAAAAAAAAUGUGAAGAGCAAAGAGCAAGAAAUUCAUAAAAGUCCACUUGUAUUGGUGGAGUCUACUUGCCGCAGUCUUCAAAGUCUUGCCCAGGCAGUUUCCUUUGAGAAAGCUGUGCUGUUGGAAGGACCCAUAGGUUGUGGAAAAACUGCAUUGGUGGAGCAUUUGGCCACAGUGACUGGACGUUUGAAACCACCUGAUAUAUUCAAGGUUCAGCUUGGAGACCAGACUGAUAGUAAGAUGUUGCUGGGAAUGUAUCGGUGCACAGAUGUUCCA
Messenger RNA from Staurois parvus, 420 nucleotides. Lineage: Eukaryota; Metazoa; Chordata; Amphibia; Anura; Ranidae. The record is from the annotation of a GenBank genome assembly.